UGGCCUUACUGCUUUACAUUUUGCCUCAAGGUCUCUUAACUUAUCUCUUGUUAAAGAAUUAAUAACUACCUAUCAGUUAAAUCCUCAUCAAGCUGACAGUAAUGGUAGGCUACCAAUUCAUUGUGCUGCAGAAUCUGGUGAUAUUUUACUACUGGAAUUAUACGUGAAGGAUUACAAGUGUAGUCUGAGCCUAACAGAUAGCAAAGGUUGGAAUGUUAUUCAUAUUUCAUCAUUAGAAGGUCACACUAACUUUAUCAAGAAUAUCACCAGUCAGUAUCCGCAAUACAUUAGUUUAUUACACUCUACUGACAAUGAGGGUAGAAUACCAUUGCAUUUAGCCUGUGAGCGUGGUAAUAUUCAAUUGGCCACAUUUCUAAUCAAUGAUUUAAAAUGUGAUGUCAGUGCUAAGGAUACACGUGAUCAAGCAUGUGUCACAUUUGCCUGUUUCUCAGGUAAUCUUGAUCUAGUACAGUUACUGAUACAACAAUAUAAGCUUGAGCCUUUAGCUACUGAUAAAUAUGGUUUAACAGCAUUACAUGCAGCAGCACAGACUGGUCAUAGUCAUAUACUGGAAUGGUACCGUCAGGAGUAUAGUGUGGAUAUUACUAAUCACACUAACAAUUACAAGUACACACUAGCUCAUUUAGCUGCUUAUGGAGGUAAGCUACAUUGUCUACAGGAACUGAUCAACAAGUAUGAGUGUGAUGUUAAUGCCACUACUACUGAUACUGGUAGUACAGUUCUUCAUGCAGCAUGUGAAGGAGGCCAUGUUCUCGUUGUACUUUAUCUCACUAGUCUUCCUCAGUGUAAUGUAGCAGCUAAGACUUCUAAUGGAUCAACAGUUCUUCACAUUACCUGUGAGUACAGUGACUCUCUUCCUAUACUCAAACAUCUGGUAGAGAAUCAUCAGUUCGAUCUGUGUGCUGUGAAUGAUGAAGGAAUGGUUCCUAUUCACUUAGCAUGUAGUAAUGGAAGAUUGAACUUGAUCCAGUACAUUAUAGAACACACACCGUCGUCACUUGAACUACCUGACAGUAAAGAUAGUUGUACUCCAUUUCUCAUUGCAGUGUACUUCAAUCAGUUAGAAGUUAUUAAAUAUCUUAUUAGUAAGAAGUGUAGUCUAUUAGCUACUGAUGGUAAAGGGGCUGGAGCAGUUCACAUAUCAGUAGAGAGGGGUCACUUGAAUGUAUUGAAGUAUCUCAUUGAUAAUAAUUAUUGUAACCCUAAUGCAACUGAUCAUCAAGACCGUACACCACUACAAGUUGCUGUAGCAUCUAAUAAAUAUGAAAUAUUAGAAUAUUUACUGAAUAAGAGUAUACCCUCAAUGAGUGUUGUCAUGUUACGUGAUAUAAAUUGUUUAUUAGACAGUCCUAAUGACAUAUACAAUAAUCCACAUAAUGCUGUACUUAUUAAUGCACAAGAUAAAGUUGGUAAUACACCAUUACAUGUUGCCUGUCAACAUGGACAACAGAAUAUGGUAUUACUAUUACUAAAAGCCAGUCUCUCUAAGAAUAAUUUAUUAAUUCCUAACAAGAAAGGACAGACACCAUUACACUUAGCAGUUGCCUCUGGUCAUAAGAAUACCUCUGAAGCUCUACUGUCCUCAGUCACUGGUAGUUCUACUCAUCAUGAUCUCCUUACAGCUACUGAUAAUGAUGGAUCCACUGUAUUACAUACAGCUUGCAGUAAUGGCCAUAUUGAUGUGUUUCGUUAUUUAUCCAGUAUUUAUCCUCAAGGUGUUAAUGUAAUGGAUAAUAGAGGACAUGGUUUACUUCAUGCAGCAUGUGAGGGAGGAGAUAUUGGAAUAGUAAGAACACUAAUUGAAACGCAUGGACUGGAUCCUUUAGCAGAAGAUGAAGAUGGCAUCACCUGCUUACACUUACUAGCAGAGAGAAAGAGAGUUUAUGUAUACCAGUAUUUGGAACCAAACAUUGUCUCUAAUCCAGUACCUAAAGACAAGUCUGGUCGUACUCCUCUUCAUUAUGCUUCUUGUUCUGAUAAUAUUCGUAUGGUACGUUAUCUCAUAGAGACCUUCCCCUGUAGUCCUGAUGAUCCUGAUAAUAAUGGAUACACUUCAGUUCAUGGAGCAUGUGAAGCUGGUAGUAUGGAGUUGGUACAUUACUUUCUAACUGAUCUCAAAUGUAAUGCACUAGCUGAAACUGAUGAACGUAAAACCAUGCUUUAUUUUGCUAGUAUGAGUUCUAAUUUCGAGCUUAUUCGGUUUUUAAUUAAUGUAUUCAGUUUAAAACCUCGUCCACAUGAUAUUGAAGUAGCUCAAUCGGUUAAUCCUGGUUCAUUGGUAGUUAAGUAUCUUCAAAGAAGAUAUUUAACUACUAAGAUCUUGAAGAUAUUCAAUAUAUUUCAUAGAAAAACAAAGUGAUUGUCAUAAUUAACUUGAGAGACAGCAGGUUGACCUACCAGGACAAUUAAGAUAUUGAAUCUUAAACACAACCUCAUCACCAUAUUACCAAUACACCAUCUUACUGCACUAUCACAUGUAACCUAUCAUCAUUACACCAUCAUACCUAUCCUACCACCUUGCCACCAUCUAACUACCUUACACCACUUUCGGAUAUCAUCAUAACCAUUACACCAUACAUCCACAAUAGUUACCCAAGCCAAUCCUAUACUAUAUCUGUAUCCUAUCUUAAACACCAUCUUACCAUUACACCUAUCACCACCUUAUCACCAUC
Amphimedon queenslandica is the source of this 2693-nucleotide messenger RNA. RefSeq names its product serine/threonine-protein phosphatase 6 regulatory ankyrin repeat subunit B-like. The record is from RefSeq and is a predicted model, not a curated record. The transcript has a single exon. Gene Ontology annotation, molecular function: protein binding. NCBI's taxonomy places the organism in Eukaryota, Metazoa, Porifera, Demospongiae, Haplosclerida, Niphatidae. The coding region runs from base 941 to 2380 and encodes 479 amino acids.